CAGUCGACUUUGUGAAUCACAAGCUGAAAGAUUGCUUUCAGAUCGGUGACAUCUACACUUACUAAUCUCCAUAUACAUAGUUCCCCAACAGCGAUGACGAGCUUGCUGAUCUCGGCGGUGCUCCUCCUGCUGGCCCUUAGCCCGGGAUCGGAGGCCCAGGACACGAUUUCUGCAAUGUGCCGCACGGACGAGCUGUGCACCACGGUGAAGCGUUGCGAGGAUUCUGAUGAUUCCGGUCGCAUGGGUAUUGGUCCGCGCAGUUCCCGCUACUGCGGCACCCAAAGGGUCUGCUGCGAAAAGGCCCAGCUGGAGAGCUGGGACAGAUCGCAGAGCUCAAAGUCCCGCGCCGUCUCCUCCGCCAUCCGAGAUAAGGCCUCCCACUUCUUGGAGCCGCCGCCAAACGAGAGUUGCGGCCUGAAUAUGGAGUGCGUGCCCAGGAAGCUGUGUCGCGACAAUGUUAUCAACGACUCCGGGGUGAGCCUGAUCAAUCCCAGGAUUAGCACGAUUCAGUGCAGCAAGUCCCUAUACCGCUGUUGCGCUGUGGACCAGCAGGUGGACGAAAGUAACAGUCCGUAUGUGAAGAAGCAGGCUAACUUCAAGUACAAGAACUGCGGCUACAGCAAUCCUCAGGGCCUGAUCCCCGACAACGACAAGUUCAACUACACGGAGGACGUAUCCAUCUUCGGCCAGUUCCCUUGGAUGGUGGGCAUCUUCACCGGGAGGCAGUCGUUCCUCUGCGGCGGCACCCUGAUACAUCCGCGGCUGGUCGUGACCUCGUCGCACAACCUGGUCAACGAUACGGUGGACACCCUGGUGGCCAGGGCCGGGGACUGGGAUCUGAACAGCCUCAACGAGCCGUACACGCACCAGGGCAGCCGCAUCAAGGAGAUCAUCAUGCACUCGGAAUUCCACCCGCAGUCCCUGUACAACGACAUUGCCCUGCUGCUCCUGGACGAGCCCAUCAAGUUGGCUCCGCACAUCCAGCCGCUGUGCCUGCCGCCGCCGGAAUCGCCGGAGGUGAUUAACCAGAUGCUCUCCUCGAACUGUUUCUCCACGGGCUGGGGGGCCAAGGAGGCGGGCAGCGACAAGCUGGAGAACGUGCUCAAGCGGCUCAACCUGCCGCUGGUGGAGCACGACGAGUGCCAGGCGAGGCUGAGGAACACGCGCCUGGAGGCUCGCUUCCGGCUGCGGCCCAGCUUCAUCUGCGCCGGCGGAGAUGGCAAGGACACCUGCAAGGGUGACGGCGGCUCACCCCUGUUCUGCACCAUGCCCGGCGAGACGGAUCGCUACCAGCUGGUGGGCAUCGUGUCCUGGGGCGUCGAGUGCGGCGUCGAGGAUGUUCCCGCCGUGUACGCCAAUGUGCCCCACCUGCGCAACUGGAUCGAUGAGAAGAUCAGGGGACUGGGCAUCACGAUGCAGGCGCAAUGAGUCGAAACACCACUGUGCAAAUUUAAAACUUUAACGAAAUAAAGAACGUCUUAUAAUCUUGUAA
Molecule: messenger RNA, 1492 nt
Organism: Drosophila subpulchrella
Lineage: Eukaryota; Metazoa; Arthropoda; Insecta; Diptera; Drosophilidae
Product: phenoloxidase-activating factor 2
Exons: 3
Coding region: 94-1428 (444 amino acids)
Biological process (GO): proteolysis
Molecular function (GO): serine-type endopeptidase activity
Source: RefSeq, a predicted model, not a curated record